Messenger RNA from Alternaria alternata, 2373 nucleotides. RefSeq lists its product as hypothetical. Bases 65 to 2152 code for a protein of 695 amino acids. The transcript has a single exon. The record is from RefSeq and is a predicted model, not a curated record. Lineage: Eukaryota; Fungi; Ascomycota; Dothideomycetes; Pleosporales; Pleosporaceae.
UUCCACAGUCCAACGUCGCAGAUACAAACAUAUCGAAAGCCAGUAUCAUCAGGAAUUCUCCAAGAUGGACCAUCACAUUGGAAACUACAAGUAUUCACCUUUAAGAGAAGGCGAACGACGCUGGCACACGACUGGCGAUAUCCGAAUCUUGGAACUCCUUCCUGGGUCGUUCGAGGAUCCACUGCAUUGCCGAUUGCGUGUUGCGGCAAUUGAAAGCGACCCGGCGUACGACGCACUUUCGUGCAUGUGGGGAAAUCCAUUAUCACCUAAGGGCAGAAUAUUUCUCGACGAUGAAUUAUUUCCUGUGACUGAAUCGCUGGAAAACGCUUUGAGGCAUGUGCGUCUCCGGGACAGUGUACGUUAUCUUUGGGCAGACGCUGUGUGCAUCAAUCAACGCGACAUCAAAGAGCGCGGUAACCAGGUCCACCUAAUGAAAGAAAUAUAUUCUCGGUCCAAGACUGUGAGAGCCUGGAUCGAUAUAGAUCUUUCUCCAGAGAAUCCCGUUGUUCGAAAGCUCUUGACUCUUGACUUGGAAGGAACAAUCGAUCAGCUGGGCGAAGAUCCCGAGUUCUGGAGAAUACUUCUGCCGCUUCUUCAGGAUGAGUACUGGAACAGACUCUGGAUACAACAGGAGCUUGUGUUCGCACCUGAGUUGGUAUUCUAUUGCCGAGGGGUAGAUAUCCCUGGGAAUUGCCUGAUGGCGUUUCAACUUCAGAUUUUCCGAAAGUUGACUGAUGGUAUGGGACCAUUCAAUACUGAUGAUCCAUGGAGCCUAUUCAGACCGCUAGAUUCGACAACCAAGGCUCCUUCGCGGAAUUUAGCCUGUUGGCGGGCAAUGGUGGAAAUGCAGGUGCCAGUCGACCCAUACACUCUCGAGCCAGAUUGGUCGCUUGAGAAGCCAAUGGCAGCUUGGGCGCUCGAUCCUAGAAAGUGGGGUCCGCAUCUGAGUACGAGCCCGAUUUACAUGUUGGGUAUGCUGCGGCAGUCACAAGCCUUAAAGUUAACGGAUUCGAGGGAUCGGGUGACGGCAGUCUUAAACUUGGUCAUCGACUAUGAAGACGACGGUUCCCAGGCGGACUACGAACAAAGCCUUGCCGAAAAGUACCUCAGAGUUGCUCGGCUUCUGCUUUUCAAAUGUAACGGCCUCUUAUUCUUAGCCGUGACCAAAACCUCCACUAAUCCCAACGAUAAUAUCCAGGACUUACCUUCGUGGGCUCCGAAUUGGGACUCUCCGGGAAAUGCGGAAUAUUUCCUGAGCGCCUUCCAUGCUGUCGGAGACUUACCUAUGUACGGUACACCUUUCCAAGGCGAUAUGGAUGAUGGUGUUCUAUACGCUAGGGGCUUCAAGUACGCUACGGUCGAUCAAACGCUCUCAACCACCAAUAACGCCUUGACUCCACUCUGGGUUUUGUUAAACCUAUUCGUUUCUACCGUAGAGUCUGCCGUAUACCACUAUGACGAUAUCAAAAAGCUUGCAUUCACUCUCACCGGCCCAGCUAUGGCUGAGCUUCGCAUACCUCGCGACUACUUCAACGAAAAUGAAGCGGUUGUCUACACCGGUGUUCUGCUUGGUCACUCUCUUGUCAAUCCUGAUCUUCGCAUUGUCGAUUUGCUUCCUUGUGCAACGGAGGUUUUUGACUAUUCUGAAAGGAAGAUUAGAGCUGCACUUCUGGCUUUGCGAAAAUCUCUUGGUCUUUGCCCCUCAUGUCUUCAGUGCCUCUACGUUGAAGGAGAAUCAAAUUCAGUUCAGGAGACGUGUGUAAAGACUGAGCGCUUCGAAAACUUUAUGCAAUUGGUGCAUAAGACUUUAUCCUCCGGAUGUCUGGCAUCUAUCAUAUCUUCGAAAGUCACUCCUACCACGGUUCCUACCACUACUCUUGCCAUCACGGAAGGAAAGGCCCUGGUGAAUUCUGGUGACGAGAUAUGGAUACUGUUCGGCUGUCCAAUACCCAUGGUGCUUCGGCGUACUGGCUCAUACUUUCUUGUUGCCUCCCCCGCAUAUAUCCCUGACAUCAUGAAUGGAGAAGCGAUGGAGGAGGUAGAUACACCCGAUGACAAAUUUGGAGGCUGGGGAAUCCUCGGUCUCUCUCCAGCAGAGCCAUACGUUUCAGGAAAAAACCAGUGGGAGGUGAAUGUGAUUCGCCUGCGAUGAUCAUCUGUUAGCAAUCAUACCUCAGUCUGAAGUGAGGAAACCGGCAGGUAUGAAGGUGGCUCUCGAUGUCAACAAGGAAUUAGAGGAAUACACUACGUAGAAAUACCGUUCCUAACUUGUUCUUCAUGAUUAUUCUGAAUGUGCCAUUUGCGGUUUGCAUCUUCUAUAGUACGAUACUGUGAUCGUUGUAUGAAUGGUGAAGGUCAGCCAGCAGGGCGUGU